AUGAGCCCUACUUCGUCUACAUCCACAUCCACAACUGCGGUUAUGACACCAAGGAAACUCCAAUCCGAGUAUAAUCGGACGAUGACCAUGGCCCACAACGGCACAAUAUCACCUCCAAUACCGAACUCCCUUUUAUCAGAGGGAGACACCCGAAAUCCAACGUUGAGGAUUAUUCAUUCUCCUCCACAUACACCACCCAGGAAAGUUUGUCUACCGACCAACGCUGCGCCUGGACCAGGGCCGACACGGCGUCAACGCCAUCAUCAUCCCAUUCUGAGGACCCAGAUUCCCAACAGUGCAGCGCCUCAACCGCAUACAUAUUCACCCACCACCCCCCUACAAAAUACCUCUUCAACGACCAACGCCCCCACUUCCACUUCCACAUCCGCAACUGCUGGUCCCUUGGACAAAGCAUUCUCCGUCCAUGCCUCGCGCAUGCGAGCGGACCUCUCCGAAAUCCGCGCGGUGUGUAUGGCGCUAUUUAUGCACGAGCAGGAGGAGAAGAGGCGGCUGCACGAGGUGUGCGUACGCGUUAUGCGGGAGCGCGACGUUGCUAGGGCAAAGGUCGGCGAGCUAAUGCGGGGGCAGCAGACCGGGCAAGUGAAUUUUAGCCACAGUGGGGUGUCAAAUAUAAGUUCCAUGUCGAGGGAUGGAUCUCCUUCGUCUCCGAACGCCAAUGUGGAUGCGGAUGUCAGUGCUGUACGAGGCGGAAAGAGGACUAGGGACGCCGAUAUCACUCCCUCAGGCAGUUCAACUGGUAUGGAAAACCGGUCUCCUGGUUCUAUUAGCAGGAGCCCCCGUACAGUCCGCCCACUGCGCAAAUCUUCCCCACCUCUCUCGCCUCUCCAGGGGAUCCAGAGCCCCGAACUGCAGCAUUUCGCAUCUCCUCCCCCUCCCCUGAGCUCAGUCUCAAACGGUAGCGGCACAGGCACGGCGCCGCCUAACUCAGCUCUCAGCGACGAUUCGUCGUCUGCGAGCUCGAGCGGUUUUUCUUCGCAGUCGCGUUCGCGGUCGAAUUCGUACGACGACCUCUCGUCGACCUCCUCAUCCUCAUCCGCAUCCGCGUCGGCGAUGUAUCCGUAUGCUUCUGUGAAGCGGCGCAAGUCGUGCGACGGCGCUAUCCACGUCCAUACUGAGACACUCCUCCCUCCUGUCCAGUCGUUGCUCAUGCAGAGCGAUGCCUCACCACACAAUUAUAACGAAGGCGCCAUGCCACGGAGUCUAAACUCAAACACCGCGCCACAUGUGUUGAAAGGGACAUUCCCACACGUCGACAUCAUGUAUCUCCCCGUCGACGGCGGGCUGGUAUGCAGAGCAUGUUUGCUGGACGCGUCAAAGUCCAAGGGGACGACAACAUUGGGCACACGCUCACCGCAAUCAAAAGGUACUGCAUCUGCCUCCCCAUCCCCUGGUGGCAGUCCCAAUCUUAAUGCGAAGCACGCAGCGACCACCUUUCCGGCUACUGCUUCUUGGGACACGCUCCGCGAUCACUGUGUGUUUGCGCACCCUAAUGAAUGCGCGGAUGUGCAGAGGCUGCAUCCCGCGGAGAUCUUCGAGUUGAGGCGGAGGUUACGCAUGUGA
Psilocybe cubensis is the source of this 1581-nucleotide messenger RNA. RefSeq lists its product as uncharacterized. The record is from RefSeq and is a predicted model, not a curated record. The transcript is spliced from 2 exons. The coding region runs from base 1 to 1581 and encodes 526 amino acids. Lineage: Eukaryota; Fungi; Basidiomycota; Agaricomycetes; Agaricales; Agrocybaceae.